AUGCGCGCGGGCGCGUCCUCCUCGGCGUCGUCCCCCUCCGUCGCGGCGGCGUUCGCGUUCGCGCGCGCCUCCGCGACGACGGACGGCGUCCUCCUCGGAGGACGGCACGACGAGAUCCGCGCGUCGACGUCGUCGUCGACCCGACAUCAUCAUCUCGCGUCGUCGCUCGCGCACGCGCGAUCGUUCGCGAGACCGUCGCGCCGCGCGCCCAACGCGAGCGCCGCCGCGUCCUCGAGCGAGAACGCGCUGAAGCGACCGCGACGCCCGAGCGAGCACUGGCAGCCCGUGGACGACGCGAAGACGAAGAUGCGCUACUGGUGGAACAAGUCCACGGGCGAGACGACCGGACUCGGCGAGCCGCGGCCGACGUCCUUCAAGCUCCCGCCCGCGGACAAGUGGAGCGCGCUGACGAAGCACGUGGACAAGAACGGCGAGCCGACGCUGGGGGUGGCGAUAGGGCAGAUGUUCGUGUUCGCGUUCGGCGGCGCGCUCGGCGUGACGGCGGUUUCAGUCGCGUUAGGGGUCUUGAGCGGUGGCGGCGGCGGCGCCGCCGCCGCGGGGAUGGAGGGGAAGGACGACGGCGGGGCGACGUCCUCGGGGAACGACGCUGUCGCGCGGGGGGCGGCGACGCGAGGCGCGACCGUCGCGAGGAGGGUCGCGGCGGCGGGGGGGGGAUGA
This is a messenger RNA of Micromonas pusilla CCMP1545, 678 nucleotides long. RefSeq lists its product as uncharacterized. NCBI's taxonomy places the organism in Eukaryota, Viridiplantae, Chlorophyta, Mamiellophyceae, Mamiellales, Mamiellaceae. Bases 1 to 678 code for a protein of 225 amino acids. The transcript has a single exon. The record is from RefSeq and is a predicted model, not a curated record.